Molecule: messenger RNA, 1442 nt
Organism: Leptopilina heterotoma
Lineage: Eukaryota; Metazoa; Arthropoda; Insecta; Hymenoptera; Figitidae
Product: carboxypeptidase B-like
Exons: 8
Coding region: 72-1328 (418 amino acids)
Biological process (GO): proteolysis
Molecular function (GO): zinc ion binding; metallocarboxypeptidase activity
Source: RefSeq, a predicted model, not a curated record
UUAUCGGUGAAGUAGAUAAGAAAAUAUAUAAAAUUGAGAGCAUCUUCCGUGAGUGAUAUUGUGUGAAGAAAAUGUUUAUUCGGAGCGUAUUAAUUUUUGCCCUUGUGGCAUUCGCGAGUGCACGUAAUGUUCAUUCUUCUCUCUACAAGGGAACCGAGGCACUUUGGAUUACGUGCGAUAAUCAGGAAAAGUUAGAUUUUGUGCUUCAGUAUAAAGGAGUUCCAGGUUUCGAUUUUAUGAAAGUUACUCGCCUUCCCGAGGACAAUGUUCAUGUUUUAGUUUCAGCUCAACAAGCGCUUUUCUUUAAAAGGGCACUUGAUGACGAAAAUAUUUCCUAUCAUGUUGUAAUAGACGAUUUUCAAAGAUUGAUCGAUGAGGAAUCUCAAUCACAAAGAACUGCGAGAAUGAAAUUCUUUGAUGGAUUUUCAAAAUCUUUUGAUUUUACUUUCUUCCCUCGUCAUGAAGAGAUAAACAACUACUUGACGGAUGUUUCGAACAAUAAUGAACACAUUUCGCUGAUAAAUAUUGGUAAGAGUAAUCAAAAACGUGAAAUGUUAGGUGUUAAAAUUUCAAGUGGUGGUGAUAAGAAGAAACCCGCCAUUUUCAUCGAUGCUGGAAUCCAUGCCAGAGAAUGGAUCGCCCCCACCACUGCUCUUUAUGUUAUUUCUCAACUUGCAAAUGCUACCAAUAAACAUCUUUAUGAGAAUGUUGAUUGGUACAUUCUUCCUCAAAUAAAUCCCGAUGGUUAUGAAUAUUCACAUACUGAUCAUCGUUUGUGGCGUAAAACAAGAUCUACAAGUGCCUCUAAAGGAUGUCCGGGUGUUGAUGGAAACAGAAAUUUCGGUUAUAAAUGGAUGGAAGUUGGAGCUUCCAGUAAUCCAUGCUCUGAUACGUUUGCCGGAAAGACACCAUUUUCCGAAAUUGAAACUCAGAAUGUACGUGAUUUUGUCUUAUCAAAGAAGGGAGACAUUAAAAUUUAUUUGACAUUCCAUUGUUAUGGACAGUACAUGUUGCAUCCAUGGGGAUAUACUUCAAGUUUACCAGAAAAUGAACCAACACUUAAAUUAGUGGCGCAAAAAGCUGAAAAAGCUUUGUCGGCCAUUCGUGGCACUCAUUACAAAAUUGGAAGUUCCACUAAUGUUUUAUAUCCAGCAGCUGGAGGAAGUGAUGACUGGGUCAUGGCUGUUGGAGGAGCUGAUUUAUCUUAUACCGUUGAAUUGCCAGGCAAAUCUUUCGUUACCCCACGAUCUCAAAUUCUACCAGUUGGCGUUGAAACGUUUGAAGCUAUCAAAGUUUUUGGCGAAUAUGCAGCAAAAACUUACGUUUAGAAAGUGAUCUCUUUUCUCUUAGAAUUUAAGGAUUAGACAUUUUUAUAAGCCUUGUAAAUUUAUUAGAUAUUUUCUAAAAAAAAUUUGUAAAUAAAGGAUUUGUUUUAUUAAAAA